ACAAAUCUGAGAGAGAGAGAGAGAGAGACAGAGAGACAGAGCAUCUGAAAUUCCGAAAUCCGAACACACAAAAUCUGCAUUUUGCAUUUCUGCUCAACCCCCUCACUAUCUGCUCUUUAACUUUCAAUCUUUUUGCAGUGUUUUUGAAGACCCUACGGCAACUGUUGGGUUUACUCUGCUUGGAUUCAAAGUGCCAAUUUGUUAGGCUUUCUUAUUUUUUUGAGCCAGGAGAGGAACAAGAACUGCUGAACUUGUGCUUAAAUAUUCAUCUUUUGGCAAUAGAGCAUCCCAUGGACCUUCAAUCCACAGCAGUGUUCAGUUCCAUUUUACUCCUACUGCCUAUUCUUCCGGUAAUUAUUGCUGACUUGGACUCGGAUAGACAGGCCCUUCUUGAUUUUGCUGGUGCAGUCCCACAUACUCGCAAACUCAACUGGAAUUCUGCUGUCCCAGUCUGCACCUCUUGGGUAGGCGUCACUUGCAAUGAGGAUGAAACCAGAGUGACCGGGAUCCAUCUCCCUGGUGUUGGACUCUAUGGCUCCAUCCCAAACAACAUUAUUGGAAAGCUAGAUGCACUCAGGGUUUUGAGCCUAAGAUCUAACUACCUCAGUGGAAAUCUUCCUUCUGAUAUUCUUUCCAUCCCUUCCCUCCAAUCCCUCUAUCUUCAACAUAAUAACUUCUCUGGUGAUGUUCCUCUUUCUAUAUCUUCUAAACUUGGUAUAAUGGAUAUCUCCUUCAAUUCUUUUACUGGCAACAUUCCAUCCACAAUUGAGAAUUUGACACGGCUUGCUGUGUUAAACCUCCAGUUCAAUUCAUUCUCUGGAAUCAUCCCAGAUGUCAACCUCCCAAGGCUUAAGCUUUUCAAUUUGAGCCAUAACUUGCUAAAUGGUUCAAUUCCAUAUUCCCUUCACAAGUUUCCAAUUUCUUCAUUCAUGGGGAACUCUCUUUUAUGUGGGCCACCUCUGAAUAGUUGCUCCACAGUAUCCCCUUCACCUUCUCCAGAUUACUUGCCAUUCCCACCUCCAGUCCCAGGAAAACAUAAUGCUGGCUCCUCUAAAAAACUUGGUGCAGGUGCUAUCGUUGCCAUUGUGCUUGGGGUUUCAUCAAUUCUACUUCUUCUAGUCUUGGUGAUCUUGUUCCACUGUUUGAAGAAGAAAGACACUGAUGCCACUGGUGUGUUGAAAGGAGGGAAGGCCUCAAAUGGUGGAAGGACGAAGAAACCUGAGGACUUCGGGAGUGGGGUGCAAGAAGCUGAGAAGAACAAGUUGGCAUUUUUUGAAGGAUGCUCCUAUAACUUUGAUCUUGAGGAUUUGUUAAGGGCGUCAGCUGAAGUUCUUGGGAAGGGGAGUUAUGGAACUGCCUAUAAGGCUAUUUUGGAUGAGGGGACAGCGGUGGUGGUGAAAAGGUUGAAGGAAGUAGGGGUUGGGAAGAAGGAGUUUGAACAACACAUGGAGGUAAUGGGAAGGAUUGCACGGCACCCUAACAUUGUGCCACUACGUGCUUAUUACUAUUCCAAGGACGAGAAGCUUCUCGUUUAUGAAUACAUGCCAGCCGGAAGCUUGUCUGCACGCUUGCAUGGUGAUGGAAGUUUAGGAAAAGCUCAACUGGACUGGGACUCAAGAGUGAAGAUUUCACUUGGAGCCGCAAGGGGGAUUGCCCACAUCCACUCUGAGGGUGGUGUUAAAUUUAGCCAUGGCAACAUAAAGUCUUCUAACAUCCUUCUCACCAGAGAUCUUGAUGGUUGUAUAUCUGAUUUUGGCUUAAUUCCUCUGAUGAAUUAUCUGGCUAUCAAAUCUCGAGGAGCAGGUUACUGUUCUCCAGAGGUGAUUGAAACCCGGAAAGUCUCUCAGAAAUCUGAUGUUUACAGCUUCGGUGUUCUCCUUCUUGAGAUGCUGACCGGCAAAGCACCUCUCCAAUCUUCAGGACAUGAUGAUGCAGUUGAUCUACCUAGAUGGGUCCAGUCUGUGGUCCGGGAGGAAUGGACAGCUGAAGUUUUUGAUGUCGAGCUGAUGAAGCACCAAAACGUCGAAGAAGAGUUGGUGCAGAUGCUUCAGAUUGCUCUUGCAUGUGUGGCAAAGGUUGCAGAUAUGCGACCUACAAUGGAUGAAGUUGUUAGACUGAUCGAGGAAAUUCGACACUCAGAGUUGGAGAAUAGACUAUCCUCUGAAGACAACAGGUCCAAGGACUCCAAUAUGCGUACCCCAUGAUUGCUUUGAAGCUGUUGAUUCAUGGAACUGUGAGCUGAGUUUGAGAAAUCAUCUGAUUUAGGGAGGUUUAUUAAAUAAUAAACUGCAUCUAUUGCAAAGGCUUUCAACACCAUGUAUGCUUUUUACUCUCAUCCUCAAGUAAUGUCCAAUUUAUGGCUUUUGUAGGUUUUUAGUAUCAAAAUACUGAUACAUGAGCAUUC
Molecule: messenger RNA, 2404 nt
Organism: Ilex paraguariensis (yerba mate)
Lineage: Eukaryota; Viridiplantae; Streptophyta; Magnoliopsida; Aquifoliales; Aquifoliaceae
Source: the annotation of a GenBank genome assembly